AUGAAUUUCAGCAGGUCUCUCUCUUUCGCAGGCACACCGAGGAACAGCAACGCGGGCUCCAGCGACGAGCUGGUGAUCACCUCCACGUUUGGGACGCUGCUCUCGCUCGUGUACGUGGUUGGCGUCUCGGGAAACGUGUACACUCUGGUCGUGAUGUGCCACUCGAUUCGCUUCGCUACCUCCAUGUACAUCUCGAUCAUUAACUUGGCGCUGGCGGACUUGCUGUACCUCUCCACGAUCCCUUUCGUGGUGUGCACGUACUUCCUCAAAGACUGGUACUUCGGGGACGUGGGGUGUCGCAUACUGCUCAGUCUGGAUCUCCUCACCAUGCACGCGAGCAUCUUCACGCUGACAGUGAUGUGCUUGGAGCGCUACUUGGCCGUGACGAAGCCUCUGGACAACGUGAAGCGCUCCAAAAGCUAUCGGAAAGCCAUGGCGUGGGGGGUGUGGAUACUUUCUCUGCUCUUAACUCUGCCUAUGAUCAUCAUGGUGAACCAGACGAGUAAAAAGGCCGCGGACGGAGGCGUGAAACGCAUGUGCGCUCCGACUUGGGCUCCCCAAGCGUACAAGAUUUAUUUAACUGUCCUGUUUUGCACCAGUAUUAUGGCGCCUGGACUUAUCAUUGGCUACCUGUACACCAAAUUAGCCAGGACGUACCUUGAGUCACAGAGAAGCUCUGCUUUAAAUAAGGGCAAUAAGAGAUCACCUAAGCAGAAAGUGCUGAUAAUGAUAUUUACGAUCGUGCUUGUGUUCUGGGCCUGCUUCUUGCCCUUUUGGAUAUGGCAGCUUCUGCCCCUCUACCACGAACCCCUGGCCCUGGCUCCUCAUAUACGCACGUGUAUUAACUACCUGGUGGCGUGUCUGACCUACAGCAACAGCUGCAUCAACCCGUUUCUGUACACACUGCUCACCAAGAACUACCGAGAGUAUCUGAAAAACCGCCACAAGAGCUUCUACCGCUACACGUCGUCGUUUAAGAAGCGGCCGCCGAGCUUGUACUCGUGGGGAAAGUCCGCGUCGUCGAGCAAUCAGUUCGAGUUCAACUCCGAGAUGCUGGUCAUGGCACAGCUGAAGGUGCAGUGAAGGGGUGAGGAAGAGGAAGACGACCACGAGACAUGUGAGGAAAAACAUGGCCAUGACCAGGGCUCCAGACAUUAUCUCCGGAGGACCCUAUGGUAAGCUGGGAUCAGCUAUAGCAUAAUCGGGGUCACAAGUGAAGGACACAGUGAUGGCGUAACGCGUGCCCCAUGUCACCUUCUCCACACGGUGGAGGUUCUCUGAGCCUGAGGAAAAGAAAGAGACUCGCCC
Clarias gariepinus (North African catfish) is the source of this 1308-nucleotide messenger RNA. Its product is annotated as urotensin-2 receptor. NCBI's taxonomy places the organism in Eukaryota, Metazoa, Chordata, Actinopteri, Siluriformes, Clariidae. The transcript is spliced from 2 exons. The coding region runs from base 1 to 1083 and encodes 360 amino acids. Gene Ontology annotation, biological process: regulation of blood pressure; blood vessel diameter maintenance; neuropeptide signaling pathway. Gene Ontology annotation, cellular component: membrane. Gene Ontology annotation, molecular function: urotensin II receptor activity. The record is from RefSeq and is a predicted model, not a curated record.